AUGAAUCCUCCUAGCUUCACCGAUUCAAGCACUACUGAGGAUCCGAAAAGCGAGUUGAAGAAGGUGUUCAAUGUGAUGCAUGUGGUUGGAACUGAGAGUGUUGAGUUAGUUUCAUAUCAAAAUAAGAGUGUGGCUAGAACCUGGUUUGAUCUAUGGAAGGAUGGUAAAGCUAAGGAUGCACCACAACCAAGCAUGGCUUUCUUUGAAGAAGCCUUCAUGUGGGUGGUUCUUUCCUCGAGAACUGAAAGAAGCAAAGGCUCUGCGGGUUGUUUUAAGUGCGGUCAGAUCGGGACAUUCAUUAGAGAAUGUCAAAAGAGUAAGAUAAUCGAUGGUAGUGGGGGCAAUAGAGCUCAUUUUUCAUCAGCUUCUCCACCAUAUAGGGCUGCACCUAGGGGAGCUACUUCUGGUUUUGGCGAAGGAACAAACUGCUUGCAUGCUCUCAAUAAUUGCCAUGAACAAGAGAAUUAG
Messenger RNA from Solanum pennellii, 468 nucleotides. RefSeq lists its product as uncharacterized. The transcript is spliced from 2 exons. The coding region runs from base 1 to 468 and encodes 155 amino acids. The record is from RefSeq and is a predicted model, not a curated record. NCBI's taxonomy places the organism in Eukaryota, Viridiplantae, Streptophyta, Magnoliopsida, Solanales, Solanaceae.